CUCUCUUCAUCCAAAAACUUGCCAUCUUCAACUCAACUAGACGCAACCGAGCUCAUCAAGAUGCUGUCAACUCUUCUCGUCCUCCUCUCGGCCACUGCAGGUCUCGCCAUGCCUCAGCCUGUCUCUAGUUCCACGCAUGGGCUACACCAACGCAACUUUACUAUCGUGUCACCGGAUUGCCUUCGCAAUUGUACAAAAGGCUGUGAAAGCGAGGUCUGCGGCAUGCUGUGCACCAUCAAGUGUCCCCCGCAAAAGAAGCGAGCCGACCUUUCGGCAGAGCUUGUGGAGGUGGAGAUUGUGCGGAGGGCGGGAGAGGAUGACGGCCAGGAAGCUCAAGAAUUUGCCGUGGUGGCCAUGGAAUAG
This is a messenger RNA of Fusarium keratoplasticum, 363 nucleotides long. RefSeq lists its product as uncharacterized. The coding region runs from base 61 to 363 and encodes 100 amino acids. The record is from RefSeq and is a predicted model, not a curated record. The transcript is spliced from 2 exons. Lineage: Eukaryota; Fungi; Ascomycota; Sordariomycetes; Hypocreales; Nectriaceae.